This is a messenger RNA of Drosophila serrata, 9215 nucleotides long. RefSeq names its product E3 ubiquitin-protein ligase hyd (gene hyd). Gene Ontology annotation, molecular function: ubiquitin-ubiquitin ligase activity; zinc ion binding; ubiquitin binding. Gene Ontology annotation, biological process: protein polyubiquitination; positive regulation of canonical Wnt signaling pathway. The record is from RefSeq and is a predicted model, not a curated record. Gene Ontology annotation, cellular component: nucleus; cytoplasm. Lineage: Eukaryota; Metazoa; Arthropoda; Insecta; Diptera; Drosophilidae.
AGGCAGCUCUAUUCUAGACGGUCACACCAACCACGAGAUAAAUAUUUUUUGUUGCAUGAAAAGUGAGCAGAAACGUUGUACAUGAAUAAUUGAAAAACUAAAAUGGUUUCCAUGCAAUUCGUGUUGCAACCACUUCCGGGAUCGGACGAUCAGUUCAUUGAAAGGAUUCGGGAGGUCUCUGAAAAAGUCAACAGAUUUGGAUAUGGCACUCAUCGCAUAUUCGAGCAGCUAAAAAUUCCUGUACGCGAAGUGGUCAUUGGACCUACACACAUUGGUGUUUUACUGGAGGAUGGCAAAGCUUUCCGCGUGUCCUUCUCCAUCAAUUCGGAGAAACUCGACUUGACAAAAUCAGACGCAAAAUGCUCCACAAGCGGAGGUGCCGGAGCGACCAGUGCGUCAAAGGCGCCCUCUUCAUCCCGACCGAUGGCCAGGUCCAGAGCCCGGCUCCUUCGCGCAACAGGUCGGUCCAGCUCCACUGGUCAGGGUUCCGGAUCUCGGAGCACGGGCGUGAUUAUAGGGGGUAACACUUCGACCCGACCCUUGGUCACAGUACCCGCCACGUAUGUGCCGGAAGAACUUAUAUCCCAAGCGGAAGUGGUUUUACAGGGCAAGAGUAGAAAUCUCAUUAUUCGAGAAUUGCAGCGUACCAACUUAGAUGUAAACCUAGCUGUGAAUAAUUUGCUUUCUCGCGACGACGAGGAAGCCGAAGAUACCGAAGAAGGUGCAGACAAUUACGUGCCUGAAGACCUUAUCUCACUGUUGGAUAACGGCUUUAGCGGUGAUAACAACAGCGUCAUCAUAGAUCCCUCAGACGGCCUCUUUUCGGAAGAGAUAUUUACCAACUAUUCGAGCAUUCGCAACUUGCUGUUCGACCGUAUCCGCAGCGAGCGCAGUAAUUCGACCGCUAAUGCCGCUGACAGUAAUCAAUCGAACCGCUCAGCAACAUCGGGCGCUGCUUUAAGUGGAAGUACUGGUCUGUCGGCUCAAAUAUCGGUUAAUGCCGACCGAGAGGCCUUUAGCCGUUGGCGGGAUCGCCAGUACUACGGACCGCGACGUUGGAUUAAUAAAGACGAUUAUACUUGGGAUAAAGAUGCUGAUUCCAAGAAAAAGGAGCCUUCUCCCAUGCUGUCUCCUAUUUGGAUAUCAGAAGAGCUGCAGCCGUGGCCGGAGAAGAGUUCAGUUCGCUUUAAAACCAUUGGCGCUCUAUACUCGGAGUUUAUUGCAUUGUCAGAGGGCGGAGAUUUGUACCAAUGGCGUUGGUCAGACCCAGAGCCGUACAAGUCGGAGGGGGAAAAUGUGUAUCAUCCGAAAACUGCGGCUCUAAACAUCGCUGAACGAGUUGAACUCAUUUCGGCCAACUUUAUCAGAUGCUCUGUAGUCACAGAAACAAAUCGCGUGGCUACAUGGAUGGACGAACAGCUGGGAUACCUUGGUGCAAAGCUUGAGCACACAUCCUGCACUUUCAAUGAAUUCAUUUCGGAUCCUAUCACCAAGAUUCACGUCUGUUCCUUGUACACAGUUGUUCGCACAGACAGUAACAAUAUCUACUGGUGGGGCGUUUUGCCUUUUGAUCAGCGCCGUUAUUUGUGGGACAAGUUCCGGACUAAGACGAAGAAGCCCUUUAAGGCAGUCGCCACUGACAUUAAUGUGGGCGCUCAAGUGAUAAUGAAGAAAUGUCUCUAUCAAUCUGGAUCAAUCGGAUUUACUUGUUCCAAUGGAGUGCCAAAGGUCGGGCAGCUUUUAAAUUCGGUUUGGAACUUCACUGAUGUGUGUCGCAUGAAGAUCAUAAAUAUAAACACAAGUUCGGGCGUGGAAAAGUCGCAGGCUGCAUCCGGAAUCAAUGUAAAUGCCCAUGGAAUCGCACCAGAUAAGGAUCUGCCGAAGACCACAACCUUGCCCACUACUGCAAGCACCAGCAAAAACGGACAGUCGUUCUCAAACAGCAAAGAAUCGACAGAUCGCAUCGACAUGCCCCCACCCCCGUCACCGGCAUCCAGCACCUGCAGCGACACUGGCAGUGUCACAUCGCACAAGCGCACCAAACGAGUGACCACGAAAGAGGACUCCAACGUCCCACAGGAGAAUAGGAAGGACGAAGAGCUGUCCCUCAAGGCCGUGGUUUUUGUUGAGGACAAAGUGGGUCCCGUGGGCAAGGUGCUCAAGGUCGACGGCGAUUUUGUGGCCGUACGGUUCCCAGCUAUGAAUGCAGCAGCCGCUGCUGCUGCAGCCUCCGCCGCCAGCUCCUCUUCUUCCUCAAAUGCACCCUCAACAUCCAAGGAAGAGGGCAAGGAGGACGACUGGCAACAGUGCCGCCUACUGCGACGCGAGGACGUCCAGGUCUUUCGAACUGCAAUGUCGACUCGUGGCCCCGACUGGCUCCAAAAGCAACCCAAAAAAAUUAAUGUCGGAGCCGAUGCGUCUGGCGUCCAGCUCCUGACCCUGGCCGUCGACUCCCGCGGCAUACACGUGGUCAAGAAGGUCCUCGGUAAGAUCCACUACAGCUUGUAUAACCUGUACAAUAGCAAACAGGAGCAGAACUGCCUGUUUCCUACGGACAGCGCUUCAUUUAUUGGCUCCUCACCCGGCAACAUUCUAAUGGCCUGCAACAAUGACUGCAGCGGAAACAGCAGCACGAUAGUGCUCCGCGAUGGCAAUGGAGCACUGUAUCCCCUAGCCAAGGACUGCCUCGGUUCGAUUAAGGAUCCCCAGUGGUUCGAUUUGCCGCCGGUGAAGUCUAUCACCAUGGCCACCAUCUCGUUGCCGGCGAUGCUCUCUGGCGUGAACCUGAAAUCCAAGGUCUGCAUGACUGCCCUGCUGUUUGAUACCCAGAAGCUAAUGCCGCACAUACUGCGUUGCGAUGUGAAGAACAGUUUUGCAGCCCUUAGCCGCCUGGAGAGAGAGGAUCAAGCGGACACAGUCCUGGUCGUGGAGGAACGCUGUGAUGGUGCCCGCAACAUAUUCCAUGCUUGCGUGAUUAUGUGUGCGCCAUCUUCAAACAAAGACUCGCCACCAGAUUCACCCAGCGGUGGUGCUGCCGACAAGAAGUCACUCUCCGUCGGACUCUCCGUUGCUCGUUCCAUCCCAACGGUGUCGACAAGCGCGUAUGUUAGCAGCAACGCUUUCGGGGCUAACGCAGCCUCUACCAGCGAUAAUUCGAGUUUCGCCACAAUGAGCUCAUCUGCCGCUGGAUCCUCUGCACCAUCGGCAAGUCGAGAUAGUCGGAUUAAUUUACGUGAUAUGAUGCACCGUCUUAUUAACACCGAUCAGGCAGAGCAGUCUGGCAGUAGCCAGCCCAUGGCCAGCGCCAAUGAGGACCACGCCUACAUACCCUGGCCACAUGACACACCGGCGGCCAGCAAUCUGAGCGCCAGUUCAUCACAGAACAAUACAGAUAGUAUCGAAGACGACAUCUCGAAGAUAAUUCCGUCCUCCUCCCAGAGUUCCAUGAUCUCUAACAUAAAAUUGGGAUCUCCCAACUACACCUUUGACUUGGCUCAACGUCGAGAGCACGCUCUACUGAUUCUGCAACAGAUGUGCGUCAGUCCAGCAUUGCGUCCAUAUCUUUGCCAAAUGCUUAGCACCAAGGAUGCUCAAGGGCAGACACCGUUCAUGCUCUCCGUUUCGUGCCGCGCCUAUGAGGCCGGAAUUAUACUGCUAAACACCAUUCUCAUGCUUUCCGAGCAGGAUCCCCAGCUCAAGGAGGCCAUGAUCUUCCCCAGCGGUUCACCGGCGGACCAGUCACCCCUGCAUGUUAUAUGCUACAACGAUACUUGCUCGUUCACUUGGACGGGGGCCGACCAUAUCAACCAGAACAUUUUCGAGUGCAAGACGUGUGGACUCACAGGAUCCCUGUGCUGCUGUACCGAAUGCGCCCGAGUCUGCCACAAGGGUCACGACUGCAAGCUGAAGCGGACGGCUCCGACUGCCUACUGCGAUUGUUGGGAGAAGUGCAAGUGCAAGGCCCUCAUCGCUGGCAAUCUAACCAAGCGGUUCGCAUUGCUCUGCAAACUGGUUUCCUGUACAGAUUUGGUCACGAAAUUCAACUCCAAGGGCGAGUCAAUUCUGCUAUUUCUCAUCCAAACUGUGGGUCGACAAAUCGUGGAGCAGCGUCAGUAUCGCUUCAACGUUCGAGUGCGAAAUGUUGGUAACGCAGCCAGCGGGGCGAAUGGCAGCAACACGGUUAUAUCCAAUCGGAAGACAUCUUCAGCAGAAAUGGAGAGUGACAUGCCGGAUCAUGAUCUGGAGCCGCCGAAGUUCGCCAGAAAAGCCCUUGAACGUCUGCUGAUCGACUGGAAUGCGGUGCGCGCUAUGAUCAUGAGCGGAGCUGAAAAGGCCGAGGUUAAUGUCCAGAAUUCAGGAGCUAACGCUCCCUCAGACAGUUCCAACUCUGAUGGCUUCAACAUGUUCAUCCAGACUCAGCACGGAUCGACGCUUCUCGAUAAGUUCACACACAGCCUCAUUGUGAAGUGCACUGGCGACCAUCUGGACACGUUGCUGCUCACACUUGUCCGGGAACUGCAGAACGCAAGCGUGGCCAAUCGCUGCAAAGAGGCCGAGGAAGUGGCUCGGCGCUUUGUGCGCUCAGUAUCUCGCGUUUUUGUCAUCUUUAAUCUCGAGAAGCAGCCGAAUCCAGAGAAGCGCAAGACACAUGCGUCGUGCAACAAAUACGUUCAGAGCUGCGUGAAGGUAUUUCAGACUCUGCAUAAGAUUUCAAUUGAGGAACUGGUCGAGGUCUCCGAAGCCCUGAUUGCACCAGUUCGCCUUGGCGUUGUACGUCCCACAGCUCCGUUUACGAUGUCAUCGUCGAACCUGGAUAAUUCUGACGACUUGUUCAGCGUGGAUCCUUUGGCACCUUCCAACGUGGAGUCUACGUCUGAGCAGAUACUAGGGCACGAUGGGGGCAACGAUCAAAGUUCCAGUUUUAAUAUUCAACAAAACUACGACGUAGUUGCAAUGGAAACUAUACGAGACGCCUCCGAAUCGGAAGAAGUUAUAAAUCGGGAAACCAAUUCCCACAGCCAGGACGAUGAAUUGAUAGAAAAUCAACGAAACGAGGACGGCAUGCAAGACGAUGAGAGCGACAAUGACUUUACUUUUAAUGAUGCUGAGACCGAGUCGGACUCCGAUGACAAUCAAAGCAAUCAGGAGGCACAGAGAAGCGUUCAAACUGGAGCUACAGUUGGUUCGGAAACUGAUAUUGGUGUCCUGUUUCUUGAGGAUGAAUCUGGAGAUUCGUCUGCUCAAGAGGAAGAUGGUUCGGAGGAUGGCGAAUCCGACGAUCACUCUGACGAAUUCAAUUUCAAUGACCAGCAACUUGAGCGCCGCAGCACAAAUUCGAAUGCUCGCAGUGACCUAGCGCCGCAGACGAUGCAGUGGGCAAUAAGGAACCGAGACACUGCUCGCUCAUCUGUACGGGUGCCCACUGGAUCCAAUAUGGUUUUCAUUGACCCAAUGGCGCUACGACGCUCCGCUGUGCCGGCCAACACAACGGUCACCACUCCCUCUAUUGAGCCCCACACAAUGGCGACAACGGCUAGCAACUUGGCCAGGGCAUUUGGGAUCACUAUCAGACAGAUCUCGGAGCUUAUAAGUAUUCUAUCAUACAACAUUGUCAACGACAUUGAAACUUCACUCAAGAUUCAAACCGAUGAGGCGAUCGCAGUCCAAGCAUUCGUUGAAAAGCGUUUAAAGUCCACUUGGGACUGGAUGUUUACGGUAAUGGAUGGAACCGAGGCUCAGCUAAAGUUUGGAGCUUACUUGACUAACUACACCGAUCCGAACCACCCACUGCAUCCGCUUAACCUGAGUGCUCAGGCUUCAAGUAGUCAGCCACCGGCUCCGGCCACCUCAACAUCCGUUGGUGUUAACAUGAUGGGAUCGAAUUCACGUCGCGUUUUUACCUACUGCCUAUCACUGAUGCGAUCCCAUACGUCUGAGCACAGAGAUGCCCUGCCAGUACUCGAUAUAACUGCCCUGCGUCAUAUUGCAUACGUACUUGACGCCUUUGUUUACUAUAUGCGCAACGACACGGGCUUCUAUGACAAGCAGGAGACCAUAUCCGGACGCGUAAACAAUUUAUCAUCGCCAAUGGUGGAGAGCUAUGAUACUGAUGAUGAACUAACCAAUCUGGAAGACUACAGUACUGAGGCUAAUCCGUCGACUAGCAGCAACCUAACAUCCGGCAGCACCGGUACCCGCCGUCACACUUUCUUUGCACGAUCGGAAUCUACAUUGAGCCUCGGAUGCUCGGCGCCGGAAGGGUUCGAUCUUCCGCUGGAUAUGGCCAUGCCACUGGCCGACAAACCUCAUUUACUGCAGCCAAACUCGAAGCGUCAGGAGCUAUUUUCUAACCUGCCGCUCCUGGUAACCACAAGUGGUAACACCCCCAACACAAGUGGUAGCGACAGCACUAUUGACUACCCGCCCACAAGGCUGGGAUUUUCCAAUUCCUUAAAAAGGAAUGACGAGCAUGUUUAUGAAACAGUUCUGGCUAAAAACCAACAGCAGCCCAUGGAUGUAACAAUCAAUGUUGAGUCUAGCAAGACACUGGGUGAUGGAAAUGCAACAUAUAAGGCUGAGGGCUCUUCUGCUGACUCUAAUAUCUACGUACAGUUAAAGAAGAAACAGGGUCCAGAUGAUUUCAAGUCCCACAAAGAAAACGAUGGUAAUCACGGUAAGUUCGAUAAAGUUGUUUCAAUGGAAACCGAUGAUAUUCCAAGUACAAGCAAAUCGACAGAAGCCUUAAUGGCGACUCGGCCUGAAGUUAUCAUUGCUCCAAAUAAGACCACCACCUGCUCCUCAGUGACUUCAGCGAAUGCUGCAGCUCGUAGUGUUAUAGUUCUGGCAGGCGGGUCGUGUCUGAAAUCGGUCGACUCGGACAUGAACGUGUCGCCAUCCGCUGCGAAUUUAUCUGCUGAACAAGCCAAAUGUGAUACACAUCAUCAGAAGUCUGCGCCGUCGCAUCACCUGCUCUGUUUUCCAGGCCGCGGCUCUCUGUUUUACCAAAGUAGCUUUUCGGAAUUGCCUUCGUGGAACUUUUUGCUAAGUCGUUGGAAACUAGCAUUAGAUUUAUUUGGACGCGUCUUCAUGGACGAUGUGGGCAUGGAGCACGGAUCCGUUCUGCCGGAAUUGCGAGGUUUCCCCGUCAAGGAAAUGCGUUUCCGCCGUCACAUGGAAAAGCUUCGCAACGGCCAACAGCGUGACUUGGUGCUAUGCAAACUAGAGAGAAACCGCGAGAGCUUGAUUGUUCAAACUUUCAAGGAACUAAAUACUCAGUUUGGCAGCCAAAACCGACGCUCACAGCCGCCCAUCACGUUUAACCGUGUUAAGGUGACGUUUAAGGACGAGCCAGGAGAGGGAUCUGGUGUGGCGCGCAGCUUCUACACAUCGAUUGCCGAGGCCCUUCUGGCCAAUGCGAAAAUCCCCAACCUUGAGUCAGUACAGGUGGGCAACAGCCACACCAAGUACGGAGUGCCCUUCUCGAGCAUCCUGCGUAGUAGAACAGUGUCGGGAUCUAGUCGUGAUCAGUUAACUCCACAGAGGCGUGGCACCAGCAGCAAAAUAUUAUGGAGAUCGGCCCGUGAAAGGAAGGUCCUAAAUUUGGACGCACGGCCAUAUACGCCAAUGAAUGCUACAGAUAAUGCUAUACCGGAAGGCAUGAACGAUCAUUUGUCGGUCCAUCUGCAACAGCUUGGAGAACGCUUGUAUCCUAAGAUCCAUUCGAUAAACCAAACGCACGCGGCGAAAAUAACAGGAAUGCUACUAGAGAUACCAACGCCACAACUUCUUUCUGUGGUCUCGUCAGAUGAGACGUUGCGUCAAAAAGUAAAUGAGGCGAUCGAAGUUCUAACCUUCAAACAAAAAAGUGACGCCAGUACACAAAGUAGUCAGCCAAAAAAAUCCCCAUCUGUUGUGUUGGUGGAGCCUGCCGAUGACGAUAAUGAGCCAUUGUUCUAUUCUCCGGGCAAACGGGGCUUCUAUACGCCACGACAAGGCUUUGCAUCGUUCGAGCGCAUAAAUGCAUUUAGAAAUAUCGGAAGACUCAUUGGACUUUGUCUGUUGCAAAAUGAAUUGCUUCCGCUGUUUCUGCAGAGACAUGUAUUAAAAUAUAUCCUUGGACGUAAAAUUAAGUUCCAUGAUCUGGCAUUUUUCGAUCCAACACUAUACGAAUCUUUUAGGCAAAUUAUUCAAACAGCCCUAGCAAAAGACGGCGAAGAAACCAUUAGUCGAAUGGAGUUAUGUUUUGUAAUUGAUUUGAUGAAAGAGGAGGGCUGUGGCAACAGGGAGCUAAUUCCGGGAGGUCGCGAUGUUGCAGUGACUGCGAAUAACAUAUUUGAGUACAUAAGACGCUAUACGGAGUAUAGAUUGAUCAAGUCACAGGAAAAAGCUCUUGAGGCACUAAAAGAAGGCGUCUUUGAUGUUCUGCCCGACACCAGUAUGAACAGCCUAACAGCUGAGGAUUUGCGGCUGCUGCUGAAUGGUGUCGGUGACAUAAAUGUUUCAACAUUGAUUUCUUACACAACCUUUAACGAUGAAUCUAGCGAGGGUCCCGAUAAACUGUUGAAAUUUAAAAAAUGGUUCUGGAGUAUUGUUGAAAAAAUGAAUAUCUUGGAGCGUCAAGAUUUGGUGUACUUUUGGACUGGCUCGCCUGCUCUGCCGGCAUCGGAAGAGGGAUUCCAACCCUUGCCAUCGGUGACCAUAAGACCCGCAGAUGAUUCUCAUUUACCGACAGCGAAUACGUGUAUAUCUCGGCUGUAUAUCCCCUUGUACUCCAGCAAAUCAAUUUUACGCAGUAAAAUGCUGAUGGCCAUUAAAUCCAAAAAUUUUGGAUUUGUUUAAGCAAAUGAAACACACUUUCCCAUGUUUAAAAGUUUUGAAUUCGUCGUGUUUAGGUUUUCUUUAUCUUAUUUGACUUGUCAUAUUUAAUCACACCAUUCCCAUUUCUGAAUUAUAAUUUGUUUUAAAUUAAUAUAUUUUCGAAAAUUUACGUUGCAUCAUUAGAAGCGAUUGGCAUCGGUCACAAUUGAUAACUGAUAACAUCUGGUCUGGUUUGGUCUUGCUGGACUGGAGUAAAAACAUGAAGUUUCCAGAAAUGUAACCAUGAAAACAGCCAAUUAGGUAUUAGGAAGCCUAUGUUUUUUUGAAGUAUGACUUAUGCACAUGUAUAUUUAUCGAUAUCAAUUCAAUAGAAACUUGAAAUAAACAAUAAAUUAUAA